AUGGAUGCGGCAGACUAUCGCAACAAAAAGCACACGGAGGACGUGAAUGCCGCCAACAAUUGGAGCACUCCCCCCCCUCCACCAACCGGGGAUAAAGCCCAACCGAUCGCCCCCCUGCCAAUAUUACCCAGCCCUGAUAGCGACUAUAUCAAGCCUCGCUGGGAGGAGCUUAAACAUGGGCGCUCUGCCCAUUUAGAAAACCGAGACUCGACAGAGAUUGCUCGAAACGGCUCGAGAGAUCGCGACCCAGAGGAGAAUCCCUUUGACGCGAUAGACUAUGCCGAUCCUCAACGAGAGUCCAGUGACACUCAAAUGCUCAAGGCAAAUUCCAGUUGGCUGCAACGGCGGUCCUCUGAAGAAACUUCUGACGCCGAUAUAGAAUAUGCCAUGGCGGUCCGGUCAAUGACCAAUGAUUCCAUGGAACAACAACGCAAUCGAAGCAAAUCAAUAGGUAUUGCCAAGUGA
Messenger RNA from Fonsecaea monophora, 465 nucleotides. RefSeq lists its product as hypothetical. The record is from RefSeq and is a predicted model, not a curated record. The transcript has a single exon. Lineage: Eukaryota; Fungi; Ascomycota; Eurotiomycetes; Chaetothyriales; Herpotrichiellaceae. Bases 1 to 465 code for a protein of 154 amino acids.